Messenger RNA from Drosophila innubila, 891 nucleotides. RefSeq names its product ficolin-1-like. NCBI's taxonomy places the organism in Eukaryota, Metazoa, Arthropoda, Insecta, Diptera, Drosophilidae. The transcript is spliced from 3 exons. The coding region runs from base 353 to 802 and encodes 149 amino acids. The record is from RefSeq and is a predicted model, not a curated record.
CAUUAAUAAUGCUUUCUGAUUCUAGUCAGAUUGCAGAGUUAAACGAAACUAAUGAAUUUAAUUCAAACAAUUCGCAGCUUACCGAAUUGGAAGCGGAGGUAGAUAGACAGGAAAAGUCAAACAAUGAUAUAAUCAAGUUAGCAGAUUUACCUGUUUUAAGAUCUUAUGGACGCAACUGUGCUGAAGCAACCGCCAAUUAAAAAAGUGGAAUCUACGAGAUACUUAUUCCAAGCUACAGUAGCGACUCCUUUAGAGUUUCUUGCGAUGUGAACACUCGAGGAGGAGGUUGGACGAUUAUUCUGCAACGUUUGGAUGAAGUGAGAAUUUUAAACGAAACUGGAACACAUACAAAAUGGGAUUCGGGAAUUUAGAUGGAGAAUUCUUCCUGGGCUUGGACAAAAUUCACGCACUUACAGCAGAUUACAGUCAAGAGUUGCUUGUGAUUCUCGAGGAUUUCAAGGGAAUUGAAGCAUUUGAGACUUAUGACAGAUUUGGAAUCUCAGACGAGGACGAACAAUAUGCCCUAAAUACAUUGGGAAAAGCCAGUGGAUCUGCUGGCGAUUCCCUUGAAUAUCAGUAUACCAUGAAAUUUUCCACAUUUGAUCGGAAAAAUGAUAUUUCUAGCUUAAACUGCGCUAAGGUUUACACUGGCGGCUGGUGGUACAAUUCUUGUCACUGGAGCCACUUGACUGGAACUUAUAAUGACACCGGCAAUGGAAAGGGCGUCAAUUGGCUCCAAUUUCGUGGUCACGAUUACUCUCUAAAAAGAGCCAUAAUGCUGAUAAGACCAAGGAGUAAAUAAAUAUUAGUACUAAUAUCAAGAGCUGUUCUAUCAGCUCAAUAAAAUAUUUGGUGAGGUUUAUUAAUUUUUAUUCAAAUAUUUGUAUAUUA